Messenger RNA from Rodentolepis nana, 1407 nucleotides. The record is from the annotation of a GenBank genome assembly. Lineage: Eukaryota; Metazoa; Platyhelminthes; Cestoda; Cyclophyllidea; Hymenolepididae.
AUGCCUCUUGCUGGAGGGAUCCCUGCACCCACCAUAACGCCGUUGCGACUGUGUGUUUCAGGGAAGGCAUCAAAUAAUAUCGAUACUGGUACAUUCAUCGAGUUGGGAAACGAAAAUCCGAAUUGCAAUACGUAUUUUACCACAAACGGUGAGACGCCAAAUCCUUCUCAUCGAAUUUUUGGUGGUAAAGAGGUAACUUUUCGUUAUCGUGCUCCAUUCCAACUUAAAGCCGGUCGCCGAACUGUCAAAGCAAUUGCCGUUCAUAAAGUGAAUAGAUCUGAAAGCCACGUUGUAAGCAAGACUUUCAACGUUACUGAACUUACUCAUUCCGGUAGUAGCGGUAGUGUUUCAGGUGACGAUUACCCCACCUCGAUUGUUCCCAUUCAUAACGACGCUGCAAGUUCUAUGGACGAUUCACUGGAUAGUUUUAUGAGAAAGAACACCGAUCAGGGAUUCGCUGCGACUAACCACUCGGGCACCCAAAUAAAUGUCUAUGGAAGUGUACCGGGUGUUGGUUGGGAUAUGAAAACCCCAGAUGGAAAUAAUUUUUCCAGCAAUUUUUUGCCGCCUCUACAUUCACAACAGGUUUACGCUCCCUUGAUGCAACAAGAACCAGGAGUUACACAGCAUCAACUUACUGCUGUAGUUAACCAUUUGAAUCAAUACAUCGAUCAAAUGCGACAACGGACAGUAAUUGAGGUUCGUGAAUCCCUUUCUCAAGCAGUUGCCCAUAUCCUGAAGUCCAUUCCAAAGCCCCAACUAAUUCCCCAGCCCGCACCAACACCAGCUGUUGAGUACCCUACAUACUUGAAGGGUCCCCUGGGUCAAAUCAUGCAACAGUUUAAUUCCUACGCUACCAUCAGUUCGAAUAUUCUCAACGAGCUUUGUGGGUCUGAUGUCGGCAAGGGCAACAGAGAUGAGAGUCCCACUUUUGAUCGUAACAAAGCUAAACGGGACGCUGAAGAGAUACUAGCUGCGGGAGAAAAAAAGUUGGGAACGGAUGAAUCGAAGUUUAACGAAAUACUAAUCUCCCGUUCCAAUGCGCACUUGAGAGCAGUUUUUCAAGAGUAUGAGAAAAUCAGCAAGAAGACUAUUGAAGAGGCUCUUAAAUCGGAAAUGUCUGGCGAUCUUUUGCGCGCAUUUUUAAGUGUCGUACGAUCAGUUCAGAACAAACCGGCAUUUUUCGCUAAAACCUUGCAUCGUUCAAUGAAGGGACUUGGAACGGACGACGAAUCGUUAAUUCGUGUAGUUGUCUCAAGAUGUGAAAUCGACAUGGUUCAAAUUAAGGAAGCAUUUAAGGCUGAAUACAAGCAGACACUGGGAGAAUUUAUCAAAAAUGAUACUUCUGGAGAUUAUCGUUUGACGCUACUCACCUUGAUCGGAGAUGAAUCAUUGGUCAAAAAGUGA